This is a messenger RNA of Penicillium brasilianum, 3236 nucleotides long. Lineage: Eukaryota; Fungi; Ascomycota; Eurotiomycetes; Eurotiales; Aspergillaceae. The record is from the annotation of a GenBank genome assembly.
CCCCACUUCCCCGACUGGAUGGACUCGCCCUGCACGUUUUGACGGCAUCCUCCGCAAAGAGCCUAAGCACCGUUCGGGGGGUAUGGAGCCUCCAGAUCGCCCAGUUUGCUUCUUUCACUUCCCCCAUCCGGGGUCAUGUACACAGUAGUCCAACAAAAUGCCUCGGAAACCCACGCCUGCGGGAAAGCAGAGGGUGAGGACGGGCUGUCUAACCUGCCGGAAGAGGCGACGAAAAUGCGAUGAGCAGAAGCCGCGAUGUGCCAACUGUGAAGUCAAAGGCCUCGCUUGCAAGUAUGGUGCUGAUUUGGCCUUUGUGCCGCCUCGAUCGGGGGAUACUGGUGUUGGGGCGAGACAGGUGUAUGGGACCAUCACGUUCGUGGACGACUCGCCAGCUGCACGCGCAGCAGCGAAAGAGAGAUCUCAACCCCCUGGUGACAGCGCAUCGGAGUUGCGAGCCAGUAGCUACGCAAAAUCAGAGAUUUCAAAUCCUGGAGAUACAACUGUAUAUUACGACCUGCCCGAAACUCGCACAGCGUUUAACUUGGAUAACAUCCUCACCCAACCCGGGCGAGUCGAGUUGAAUCAAAGACCUUCAUUAUUCCAACAUGCGCCGACUUCUCUCAACCAAACCCAUAGGCCGUUCACUCAGGGGACUCCCCAUUCCUACCGUGGUGAGGUAUCAUCUCGAACAACAACAUUAUCAAGCAUCAACCAUGAAACGGACUUACUACGACAUUUUCGCUACAACAUCAGCCCUUGGAUCGAUGUUGGAGAUCCGGACUGCGCUCUGGGAAUUCAAGUCCUUCUGCUCUCUCGAACAAACAGGCCAUUGCAGGCAGCUACAUUAGCAUUAUCCGCGAGCCAAAGGCCACUCGUUGCAGCCCCUUCACAUAUCGAAGAUUUCGACAGCAGUAAUCGCUUUCGAGGAGAGGCAGAAGACAGUCUGGACCUAGAACCAGGAUUGGUUGGGCAUGCUGGACGUGCACUGCUGCUCGUCCAAGAUCUCCUACCGCUAGGGCCACAGCUUUGGAGGAAUAUUCUCUUACCACAAUUACAGUCCCAGGGGGACUUGCUACACCCGGCUGCACUGGAGGAGGAGCUAGGCGAAGGAAUCUUCUGGCUCCAUUUCCGACUCGACCUAGCAGCUUCAAUCCUCACAUCGAAACAACCAAUCAUUCCCUUCCAAUCCUACAUCAACCGCGACGGUUCGCCUAUUCAAACACCCCGCCCUCUUCGACCACGCUCCAUCAAUCAAGUCUACAAACAUUCACUAUGUCUGCUUGGUCAUUGCUUGUCUCUCAUAUAUGGCGGCGGCCCUGAUGUAUCACUGCCCCAAGCCGCCACCCCUUCAGACUUCGCCGCAUUCCCUGCUCUCCAGCAAUCUCACUUUUUGUCACAAUGGACCUUUCUCUGGAGCGACUGCCAGAAAUGGUAUAACGAGCGCCCGGUCGACACACAGCAGAUUGUUGAUGUGCGGGGCGGCGAAGCAGAUAAGAUUGAUCCAAAUCAUGUCUCAGCCCUCCCGAUCCUAAUUUAUACCACACCUAUGGCGCUGGUCGCCAAUGCUGUUUAUCACAUCACCUCGCUUCUGCUCUUGGGGCACAAGCCUCGACUACUAAAGUCCUUACCGGGGCCACGAUGCUUUACGUCACACAUCUGGCACGCACAAUCAAUCGCCGGCAUCGCAGCUAGCAAUGAGUCACCCGAGCAAUGGGACCCUGUUCUCGUUUCAAGCCUCUUGUUAAUUGCACGAGAUAUGACGCACCAGUCGCAGCAGGCGGUAUUGAUGGGGAUAUUCCACAAGAUCACGGCUACGACUGGGAUCAACUUGGACGGCGAGACUGAAGCGCUUCAAGCUGGGUGGAAACUUGCACGAUUUGAUGAGGAUUCGGAUGAGAUGGAUAUGUAAUAUCAUUUCUAUCAUGUAUACUCCAAGACGCCAUUUCCUUUUAUCGGUAUAACACGUUUCUCUCAGUAUCUAUCUUUUCAGAUAUUCCCUACUCUAGGUCAUAUGCAAAUGGAAUGCUCUGCAUUGCACCUCGCGCAGCAACACAUUUGGCAGCCGCGGCGUUGGCCUUCUUUACUGCGCUCUCAAUCUCGCUGUCGAAUGCCUCCAGGGGCUCCCCCUUGGCGAGGAACCGUGCCAGAGCUGUUGAGAAGUAUCCAACGAAUGUAUCACCAGCGGCCGUGGUAUCAACAACCUUGGGUACACGCACACCUGGCACAGCACCACGAGAACCAGUGCGUGUUGAGAAAUAAACACCCUUGGCGCCCAAAGUAAUCAAAAUAAUUUGCACAUCAGCAGUCUCGUGGAACCGUGGUGCCAGCUCCUCGGGCAGCAGAUCAUCCAACUCGGUCGGUCGAGUCGAGUCAGAAACAGGCAACCCUGCAAUAGACCUCGACAUCUGGACAGCCUCAGUCUCAUUCAUAAUAAGCACAGAAGUAUGCUUCAGCGCCUCCAAGGAAAUCCCCUCUGGAUAAACGGGCGCCGGAUUAAACACAACAUGCACCUUCUCCUCCCCCAACCCAACACCAUUAUAAUACUUCAACAAUCCCAGUGUAGUCUCCCUCGGAAUCUCGCCCUGCAAAACAAUAACACCGGGUCUCACACUCUGUCCCUUGACAACAUCCACAAUCGCUCCAACAUCCCCCAUAACACCAGCAUGAUUAGCGCCAGGGACAACAAGAAUCCGAUUCUCACCACCCGCGCCCUCUUCCACGAGAAUUGUUGCCGAACCCGUUUGCGCCUCGCCCGACUCCUCGACAUCCGCCGUGCUAACGCCCGAUUUCUCCAGCGCGGGCUUGAGAAGAGUCGAGUAGUAGACGUCGUUCGCGCCGACGGCGCCGAUCAUGCUGACAGUUGCGUCUUGGGUUUUGUCUGUUGUGAAGGAGGCGCGGCCGCAGGCUGUGGCUUGGUUUCCGCCUUUGCCGCCGGCUGUGACAGUGAGGGAGGUUGCUGUGAGAGUUUCGCCGGCGCCGGGGCAGCGUGGGGUCGCCGUUACGAAGUCGAUAUUCAAGGAGCCGAUGACGCAGAUGUGAGGUUUGGGGGUCAUGAUGUUUCUGAUGCCCAUUGUGGCGAUUUUUGUGUUGUUGUCUUGGAGGUGUUGCAUAAGUAGAGAGUACGGCGAUAUAUCGAGUGAUGAAUGUUGAAAAAGACAAUUGCGAAAAUCACGGCGGAGGUUUCAACUGUCAAUCUAGGCCCUGGCAAUGCUAUAAGUAAUAUAGCUCGUCCUUUU